This is a messenger RNA of Chiloscyllium plagiosum (whitespotted bambooshark), 2738 nucleotides long. NCBI's taxonomy places the organism in Eukaryota, Metazoa, Chordata, Chondrichthyes, Orectolobiformes, Hemiscylliidae. The record is from RefSeq and is a predicted model, not a curated record.
AUGGCCAGAAAUUGUGUUGGCCAGCGGUCUAGCUCCAGCAGAAUAAAAUUGCUUUCCUUUUUCUUCCAGGAUCGAGUAGACAACUGUGCAAGCAACCCCUGUCACCGUGGCAACUGCAGCAGCUCUGACGAUGGCUAUGUUUGUGUUUGUGAAGAAGGUUAUCAGGGUGAUACGUGUGAUCAACCUCUGCCAAGCACUUUGACCCCGACCUGGGCGGAAUCAACGCUGCCAUGGCAACCCCAGCCAGCUGCAACGUCUUUGUCGUCCAACACAACCUCACCAUUGUCCUCACCCUCAACCUCACCCUCAUCCUCAUCCUCAUCCUCAUCCUCGCUCUCAUCCUCCUCAUCACCCUCACCCUCAUCCUCAUCUUUGCCCAAACCCUCAUACUCCUCAUCACCCUCACCCUCACCCUCACCCUUGUCCUUGCAGCAAACAGCCGUCACGCUGUCGCCAUGGCAGCCAGAACCCGGACACAAAAUUGUAAACCUAACGUGGGACGUCAAAGAGAUGAUCAACUCCUCGAACUUCCUGUGUGCAGACAAUGCUUCCAAUCACCGUGUUAUUGAAGUGCCCGAGGAGACUGCGCUAAGAAUUAAAGUGAACGAGGGUGAUGUGUCUGUUGCUUUCUGGGAAGUUACUGAAGAGAAUUUCCAGCAAUGUUCAGUUUCGAAUGGGAAGAGCAUUAUUCCCCUUCACACCGCUGAUGGCUUUGUUCUGCUGGAGGAGAUGCUAUCUUUGGGGAACAACUACUUUCUUGCCAUUGUGAAUGAUUUAGCUGCUAAAGCAAUGCCAGCUCUGAGGGUGAACGUGACAGUCAAAGCUAGUAUCUGCAUUGAAGAAAAGAAUGGCCUCCAGUGUUCAGGAAGGGGACAGUGCAUCACCAAACCUUCAGUGGCUGCCUUCUACUGUGACUGUGAGGAAGGACACAUUGGUCUUUUCUGUGAAGAAUUUGAUGGCUGCAGCAGUCUCCAGUGUCAGAACAACGCGACGUGUCUGGAUGUUAAACAGGGGAAUACUGAGAGGAACUUCACCUGUGUCUGUUCACCAGGUUACACAGGAGAAGUGUGCGAGUCCCAGAUCAAUCACUGUACCUCACAGCCCUGCGAACAUGGAGCUACCUGUCUGAGCAGAGCCACUGGCUACAGCUGUGUGUGUCCCGAAGGUUUUACUGGCCUGGCGUGUGAGCAGAGGAUCGAUCCCUGUGCCUUGUUGCCUUGCCAGAACAAUGGGACUUGCUUCACCGAUGGCACAUCCUACAGUUGUAACUGCAGUCCUGCCUACACUGGACCUCUCUGCACACAGCUCAUUGACUUCUGUGCCCUCAGUCCCUGUGCCCAUGGAAUCUGCCGCGGGGUUGGCACCAGUUACAAGUGUCUGUGUGCCCCAGGUUACCACGGGUUAUACUGUGAGGAGGAAGAUGAUGAAUGCCUUUCAGAGCCCUGUCAGAAUUCAGGCACCUGCAAAGACUUGGUGAAUGGGUACGAAUGCCUGUGUCCUGAUGAGUAUGAAGGUCAGCACUGUGACCUGUAUAAGGAUCCCUGUACUGCAGUCAGCUGUCAGAAUGGAGGCACCUGUACCAGCAAGGAGCAGAAUGCCACUUGUGUUUGUGUCCCAGGAUUUACUGGUGAAAGAUGUGAAGCAGAUAUAAAUGAGUGUGACAGUGAUCCCUGUCAUCAUGGAGGUACUUGCAUGAAUGAAGCAAAUGGAUAUACCUGCCAUUGCCCCCAGGGCUGGGUGGGCAUCCACUGUGAUGUUUAUCUGGAAUGGAAGUCUGAUCGGAUGGCAGAGAGUCUGAAUAACAUGCCUCGUCACUCCCUGUACAUUAUCAUCGGUGCGCUCUGUGUGGCCUUUGUUCUGAUGCUGAUCAUUUUGAUUGUGGGGAUCUGUCGGAUUAGCCGCAUUGAGUACCAGGGCUCCUCCAGACCAUCUUAUGAGGAAUUCUACAACUGUCGGAGCAUUGACAGUGAGUUCAGCACGGCCAUCGCUUCCAUUCGGCAUGCCAGGUUUGGCAAAAAGAGCAGGCCAGCAAUGUAUGAUGCAACUCCAGUUACCUACGAAGAUUACAGCCCUGACGAUAAACCACUGGUCACUCUCAUUAAAACAAAGGAUUUGUAAAGCACAUCUUUUACCGGUGUGAGAAAGGGAAGUGAAGGGGCAAAUACACCCACACAAAAUAUUUUUAAGACAAUGUGUUGCUCAAAUAUCUGAGAGAUUUGCUUUCUGAGUUAGAUUGUCAUUUUCCAGUAGUUAAUCAUACAAAACCGAUUCUACAAAUUAAAAUGUUUUGUGUUUCUGAACUACUUGCUAUGUUAAUGAAAUAUAUUUUCAAUGUUGCUAUUGACCUUAAAAAUAUUUCUCUUUUGUUGUGAAGAAUUUGCAUAAACUGUAAGUUAUAGAAUCUGGGUGUUGGUAUAUUUAUGUUUUCCUGUCUGUGUGAAAUUAACUUCACCGUAGCCUGGAGGAAUUGAGAUUUGUUCUUGAUCAUUCGUUUCUUUAAUUCAUUUUAUUCAGAAAUUUGCAACUCUGUCCUUUCACUUCCAGUUCCUGAGCACAAAUUCUGCCCAAACUACUGGGAUUUAUUUCUGUUCUGCGAGAACACUGAAAUGGUUCAAAUUGUCCAAAAACAUAUCAGAGCUGGUCAUACUUUGGUACAAAGAUGAUGGUCUCAUUUGGAAUAGCUAAAAGAAAAGCCAAGUGGAAAAGAAGUGGGUUGCAAUUUUUGAACUGUUUGUGUG